Messenger RNA from Porites evermanni, 5209 nucleotides. The record is from the annotation of a GenBank genome assembly. Lineage: Eukaryota; Metazoa; Cnidaria; Anthozoa; Scleractinia; Poritidae.
CUUUGUGAACCACUUGAUAAAGACAAUGGUGAUGAUGUAGCUACAUUUGCAACUGACUUAUCUGGGAACUUUGCUGGUGUUGUUCAGUACAACAAAGAUAACAGAGCAUUUGAGGUAGGUAUUAUGAAAUUUACAAAGACAGCAACUCUAAUGCACCGAUCAAUUCGAAACUUCAGCAUCCCCCAGGCAGGCGGGCGGGAAAACCCCAAGGCAUUUGACCAUCAAUUGUAGACUACGAGUAGUCCCUCAUUUCCCCUCAGGGGCAGUAGAGCGAGCGAAACGCGAGCGCGCGUGAAAAUCAACCCUCACGAGAAAGGCGAGACGCAAGUGCCAAGUUUAACUUCAUUUUACGAUCCGGUGUCUGACAACGUAGAUGCAGUCUUUUACAGUUAGAUGGAGGAGUUAAAAGGUCAAGUUAUCUUUUGUAAACGAAUGGCUUGUUCGAUAAGGACUUCGAAAGCUAGUAUGUGUGCGUUUUCUGUUAUCAUGCCCCUAUUUAAUAAAACGUGUAUUAAUAUCACCGGAAGAUAUAAGCCCAAAUUACUUUUUUACGUCCGAAACAUUCACUAUACACUGAUUAUAGAUUAAUCCACACACCACAAUAAAUGUAAAGUUUGUUUUUCGAAUUCACAAUCUGCAAAAUAUUUCAUCUUUGGGAGGGGCAUUUGACCAAUUCAGUGGGCUAAUGUAAUGGUAAUUUGACCAGGCCUCACUUAAAAAGUUCAAAUGACCUGGGCGUUGCGCGUGGAGAUGUUGAAGUUUCGAAUGUGAUCGGCGCAUUACUUUGAAAAAUUUGUCUACUCACUAAGAGUCUGUUGAUCAGACGACGUUUAAAAUGGACCCACCCGAUUAAGACACUGCAAGCACUCUCUUAUUUUUUAUUAUUGUUUUUUCAAAGUUAGUAGAGUGACACACUUACCUGUUUACGAAGAACAUUGUUUUAAGUUGUCCAAAUGAUAAAGACCUAAGAACGUGGUUUUGUUGAACCGCCGGUUUAAUAAGCUGCCCUAAGGGUUAAAAAAGAUCUGAUGAGCAUUAAUCUAAAGCCACUCUUUUGCGUCAAAUAUAAUUUGAGUGCGUGAGCAAUUUCCUGUAAGAUGUAACACUACCCAGUACCUUCACUUCGCCGCUAAAUAUUUUCCUAAUGGCGCUUAAUUUAGUUAUUUUUACCAAAUGCUAAAUUUUGUAUUUUUUGGAAAACCGCAGACUGCAAAAAAAAGAAUUGAAAGAAAUAAUCGAAGAAAACCUCGAAACUGCAAAUAGUACAUGCACGUGUUUCAACCGAAAAACGAAACUGCCGUAAGAAUGCGGAUGGAAACAAAAGUGUGCUCUGACGAGCGUACAGAUAAACGAACUGAUAGAUAGCGCUAACUUGUUUAAAAAUCUUUUCUUGAAUGGACCAAUCAACAAAACUAGAGACGGAGGAAAAUGUGACACCCGAAAAACCACUUUUCGUUUGAUGUAAAACAAACAAACAAACAAACACCCAACGUUCUUAAAAUAAAUAACCGACAACCGUUAACCCUUUAAGUCCUAAUAGUGACCAACAGUAAUUUUCUCCUGAAAAUGUCCAUACAUUGUCAAGAGAUAAGGUUGUGAGAAUAUAAAAAAUGAUCAUGAAAGAGAAAAUGCCUUGAUGUUUUAUUAAAUUCUCUCAACUAAUUCUUCAAGGAAAUGUAUGGAGAUCAGUUUGGAGAAUUUGUAUGUGGAUACUGGGGCUUAAAGGGUUAAGUACACGUAGCCCAUAAAACCCUGAAUUUUGGACGUCGCAAACCCAGGAUGGUCAGAUUUUAAGGAAACUAAAAUAGUGCUCUUGUUGUUGAUGUUGUUGUCUUACAUGUUGUCAUUGUUGUUGUCUUAUUUUCAAAGGGUGCAGUAGGAACAAAUAUAACAAUCGAUACUUUAUGCGGUAUCAUGAAUAACGAAGACAUCGGAGACCCGUUGGCUCGUUAUGCUAAAAUCAACUCGCUGUUACUCCAAACAUAUGGAUCCAAGUGUCUUGAUUCAAGCUACAAGAACAUGAUAACAAGUUUACAAAAUACGUCGUGGAUCAGCAGUGCUUCUGAAGGAGGUAGAGGAGAAAAUAAUAAUUAUUAAAUUAACAAACAGAAAACAUAAAUAAAUAAAAUCAAUAGAAAAAUCGAAACGGUGAAAGAGUUUUGGAUAGUAACCAUAAACCAGGUAGUUUACCGUAAAUGAUCUAAUUAACGCCCUCUCUCAAAUAAACGCCUCUUGUCUAAUAAACGCCCCCUCUACAUAACCUGAGAUCAGGCCCAAUUUUAGCGGUUCUCAUACAUUCCCUCUAACGGUUACCGCUAAAAUUGGGCCUGAUACAAACUCUCUCACGUUUGUACUCACUGCGGCCAGAUUUUGGCCGUAACACUGAUUGGCUGUUGGAACAAUGCCUCAGGAUCUGAUUGGCUGUUGAAAUCAACGGAAAUUGGAACCGCUUAUUCUUCGCGUGGUUGUUUUCUUUUCGUUUCGCCUUGCUCGCCGGAAUGUAAUUUUGAAAGCGAAACAAAAAUAGAGUCUGAUCUCCGCAGGUUACCUGUACAAUGUCGAGUUUGUAUUAGACGCCCCUUGUCUAAUAGACACCGCCCAUGACAGUUACUCCAGAAUACUAUGAAUUACCAAAGAGUAGCAAAAUCGUUCAAUUUACAUGUAUUUAGUUUCUUGCUUGAUUAACUGCAAGGGUUUGCGCGUUGCAUCUUGUUCAAUUUGAAGGUGAAGUUCAAAAUAUUGAUAGACUAACGAUGACAACACAGUGACCCUGAACGUAGAUUCUGACAUCCAAGUUAAGAAUUGAAAUCUCUAGACGGCCUAGACGUAUCAUUUGAUGGACUAUAUAUUCCACUAUUUAUAAACUCUUGAUAUUUUUCGCUGAAACAUAUUAGUUUUGUAGAGAUUGUUACAAAAAUGAAAAUAAACGCCACCUGUCUAUUAGAGCGAUUUUCGUAUGACCUUGAAAAAUGGUUUCGGUAAGUUUUUCGUUAUUUGUUUUAUCAGCCAAUGGACAAAAAGAUCAAAACACGACCUCUUCGUUUUCCCGCCAAAGAAAACCCUAAUAUGGAGAAGGCAUUGUUCGAUUGGCCAAUCGUGUUGCAGCAUGACGUCAAAGCGCAGUAUAAAUUGAUUUCUAGAAGUUAUCGGGCAUGAAGUUUUUUCUCUCGAGCGUUCGCUUAACCAAGCAAAAGCCACGCGCGUUUGUAUCCGUUCGAUAAAACAAUCAAAUCGCUCUGCUUCCGUUCGUUUUUGUUUCUGUUUUGUUCGCGCGUUUUCGUUUCAAGGUCAUACGACAAUCGCUCUAAACGCCCCGUCUUGGUCCCCUAAAAUUAAAUAAACGCCCCGGGCUCAUUUAAAUCAUUUACGGUAGUCUUGUUCUAGCCCCUCUCUGGACGUUGCGUUACAGGUAGGUGGGGGGCAGAAGUGGAUAAACAACAACAACGACCUUUGUUUUGCUCUUUAUUUAAGUACACAUUAACAAUGCAGAGGAAUUUCAAAUUUUGUGCUUGCCGAUUUAAAGCUGGUUUUCACUAGCGUAUAAGCGUAAGCACAAGCACAUGUGUCAGCAAGUGAAAACUGGGUCGACAUAAGCAUAAGCAUAAGCACAAGAAAAACGGACAAGUUCGUUCUUCUUGUGCUUGUGCUUGUGCUUGUGCUUGUGCUUAUGUCGUAGCUUUGACUAGUGAAAACGGGGUCGACAUAAGCACAAGAGUAAGCACCAGGCCGUAGACCAAUCAUAGGUCAGUUUGACCCAGAACUUGUGCGAACAUAUAAAAAGCUAGCCUGCGAAAACAUCCGCUUCUCCUCGCUAUUCGUCGCCGGGGACGUUUCGCGCGGAGGAACGUCUGCGACUCAGCGACAGAAAUUCCAUACUGAUGACGUAAAAUCUGUCCGGGAUCCGGUCAGAAGCGCUGAUUGGUCAACGCAGUAGUUACAUUGUUUUAGCUAUUGUUUACGAAUCACAGAUAAAGGACAAAAGGCCACAAAGGUCAAAUGUAAACGCGAAGAAUCUCUAACAAAACAGUCAAUAUUUGUGGAACAUAGUCUUCUCUAGAAGAAGUAUUUGAGUUUUGCUGGAGCUUGUUGGCAGAUAAACACAACACUUUACCAAAAUCGACCAGAAGACACGUAAAACUGGACAAGAUUUAUAUUUGAAACCCCAUGACUACCGGAUUUAUCGUGUAAACAUUGAUUUGCGUCAUCAGUAUGGAAUUUCUGCCGCUGAGUCGCAGACGUUCCUCCGCGCGAAACGGCCCAGCGGCGAAGAGCGAGGAGAAGCGGAUGUUUUCGCAGGCUAAUAAAAAGCAAUAUGGCGGACGCUUCGUCCGCCAUCUUGUUUAUCAUCGGAUUGAGGAGAGCUGGUAUAGAAAAUUAAGUCAAAUAAACCGUUCUGCGCUUGUGCAUGUCCUUAUACUUAUGCUUGUGCGCUACUGAAAGCCAGGCUUAUUAGUGAGCACACUCGCACUAAAAAGUAGCACAUGCCAGUCGCGUCAAGCGACGGUAUUACCCUACUUUCAUAAGAAAGGCUGUUGGAUUUUAAACAAAUCGCUUCUCUCCAGCGAUGCAAAAAAGGCAUAUUAAGGUAUUAAAAAGUCGCCAUUGUUCGCAAAAAAUAAAAGUAAACGUGAGAAGUUCGAUGCAAGGUGUCUAUUACAAUCGAGAAACGUGUAUUUGGGCUUGGGGAAGAAGUAGCAAUCCUAGGUAAGUAAACAGUGUCACAUAGUAAUUUUCAAGGAGUUAUAAUAACUCCUCUAGUGGGAUUAAUUCAACUCCUUACAGUGAAGUUAUUUUUUCGGAGUUAUUUUAACUCCAAAAAGUAGUUUAAAGAACUCUCUUUCAGGAGUAAAAAUCACCCCAGUUUUGGGUUAUUAGUAAUAUUGAGGAGUUAAAGUAAGCGCCAAAAGGGGUUAUCCUGUACCUAAAAUUUUUACUCCAUUUUUGGAGUUAUAGUAACUCCUAAAAAUUAAUGUACAGUUAUUGCAGAGUCAAAUUUGGUGGCGUGUAGACUUCUUGGAGGCGAUUUUGUUGGUGGCGAGGUGACCGUAAACCCUACCUCUAAAUCAUCAUUGAUUGAUUUGUUUUCUUUUCUUUUCUUUUUUCCCCAGGUCGACAGUGGAUGUAUCAAACAUGCACGGAGUUUGGGUUUUAUCAAACGUCAGAUUCUGCUAAUCAGCCUUUUGGAAAGUUGUUCCCUUUAAAGUACGUA